GGCACUUCGUAGGGGAGCCCGGCUGCAAACCGGGCAGCCGAGAUGGCGGCGCCGCAACCGUGCGCGGACGGCUCCUGUUGUUCGCACCCCGGUGCGGUGCCCGGGGUACAGCAGACGCUGGAGGAGAUGGACUUUGAGAGGGGAAUCUGGUCGGCAGCCCUGAAUGGAGACCUGGGCCGAGUGAAAUAUUUCAUCCAGAAGGCCACAGACCCCAGCCAGCCCGACUCUGCCGGCUACACCGCACUGCACUAUGCUAGUCGCAAUGGGCACUAUGCUGUUUGCCAAUUUCUGCUGGAAAGUGGAGCAAAGUGUGACGCCCAGACCCACGGGGGUGCCACAGCCUUGCACCGGGCCAGCUACUGUGGGCACACGGAAAUUGCACGACUGCUGCUUUCCCAUGGGUCCAACCCUCGGCUAGUUGAUGAUGAUGGCAUGACCAGCCUGCAUAAGGCGGCAGAGAAGGGUCACGAGGACAUCUGCUCCCUCCUGUUACAACACAGCCCAGCCCUGAAGGCUGUCCGGGAUCGCAAAGCACGCCUAGCAUGUGACCUGCUGCCCUGCAACAGUGGCCUGAGGGACCUGCUGGCCAGCUGAGGCUCCGCCUCCCGUCUCUGGCUGCCCUUGAAGGGUACACAGACAGCUCUCCACACCCUGCCUUGCUCUGCAUCAGGCUGCCUGAUGGGACCAGGGCCAGACUGCCUGGAAGAGCCCCUGUCUAGCUGGUGUGGGAGCCAGUAGGAAGGCUUGGGAGGGCUGACGGCUGUGAGCCUAGACAGGUGAUCAUAUAAGUUAGUCCUUGUAGAAACAGCUAUCCAUUUGGAUGGAAAUAAAGCUUAUAUCUUGACAUCAUUCCACAGACAAAGAUAAAUUUCCAGAUAAGAGUCCUAAAUAUAAAAAUGCAAAACUUUAAAAUAUUAGAAGAAAAUAGAGUGUCUAACAGCAGCUGCUUUCUAGCCAAAUGAGCUUGGUGCAGCUUUCUCUUUUUACCUGCCUGUUCCUCAGCCUCCCUGUCUGUGAGAUGAAAGUGACUAGAACAGGCCUACUCAGGGUUCCUGGAGGUCUGUGCGCUCUGGUGAGUAUGCGGGGCACUACAAGCAGCACGGGGGAGUGCUCGCUGCUGGGCCUGGCCUGGCAGUGCGGCCCAACCUAUCAGCCGCUCGGGAGGCUGAGGCCAACCUGGGCAGCAUAGACCCCGUCUCAGAAGGUAAAAAGAGGGGCUAUCGCUCAGUGGUGGAGCGCUCGCCUGACAUGCAAAAGCCCUACCGUUCAAUCCCUAACACAAUGUGGAGAAACGGUGGCCAGUCCCAAAGUCUGGCUGAUACUAGCUUUUAUUCCAGAAUUUCAGUUCUAGAAGUCUGGUUUGUACAGAGUGUAGCUGUGCCAGGUGUGAUUGCACACACCUUUAGUCAUGGCACCCAAGGCAGGAAGAUCCCUUGGAGCUCUAGCCAGCCAGAGCUACAGAAACCAUGUCUCCAAAAAAACAGGUAAUUAUAAUUGCUUUUUUGUUUCGUCUGCACAGCUAGCUAGUGAGACUGCACAGCUGUCCCUGACCUUCCUCUUUGACAUGGUUUUGUUCUUGCUGUGUAGUCUAGGCUAGCCUUCCUUCAACCUGGAGCCAUUCUCUGGCUUGAGUGUUGGGAUUAUAGUUAUGUGUAUACCACAUAUAUUGCCGUGCUUCUAUUCAUUCCCAGGAACUUUGCGUGUCGAGCAUUUGCUUUGGUCAUAUGCACAUAUAAAGAGAAACGUGUAUGAAACAUGCUUUAUACAUGGACACUAAAAUUCUCUUUUGCACUGUCACUUGCCUUAAGUUGUUUGGCUUCUGGUCAUGGAAACUGGCGCAUGCACCAUAGACAGCAAUUUAGCAAGACCUCUGUAAGUGAGCAGAGCCAAUAGUUUCGACUUCUUUGUAGCAACAUAGGAAGAUUCGUUCUUGAUUACAGAGGUGUCUAUUUACAGACUCAUUUACAAACUGUGCUUUAGGACCCAAGGCCCUGGGUUCCCCGGCACUGACAGAACAAGAGAUGCAUUAAAAUAUAGUGUAUAUUUAAAAAGAGAGCACCUAGCAUGGCGGCGAACACGUAAUCCCAGGACUCAGCAGCUUAGGCAGAAUUAUAAGCUUGAGGCUAGCCUGAGCUACAGUGUGAGACUGUGUGUUUGUGAGAGAGACAGAGAGAGACAGAGAUGGAGAGAAGGGGAGAGCGCAAGACUGACCUACUGAGAAAAGACAACUGACCUGCUCCCUGGCAGGAAGGGGUCAGGCUCGGCACAUCACUUGCAUGUAGAGGUGGCAGUGUGGCGAGAGGGCCACGUGGUGCCCACAGUGUGACACUUUGCAGAUGGCAUGUGCCGUGCAGACACAAGGGAGAGCUGGGAAGAUGUGGUUUCCCUGGGCCACUAAAGCAAGAAUAAUCAAAUAGGUCUUUAGUUUUGUUUUUAAAAAUAGAGCGUAAGUUUUUAUUUUUGUUUUUGUUUUUGUUUUUUACCUAGAGAUGUAGUACCAGUUACCUCUGUGUGGUAAAAACUAGCAUUUUCCUUUAAAAAAAAUUUUUUUUUGGUUUGUAUACAGGUAUUUGAGCCACUGCGAAACUUUAAACCCAAGGCUGUCUUUCUUCAGCCAUCUCAGUGCGAGGCAUUUUGUUUGUUUAUUUUUUGUCUGUUUGAAACAGGUCUUUCUAUGUAAUCCUGGCCUCCUGGAACUGACUCUGUAGACCAGGCUGGUCUUGAACACAGAGAUCCUCCUGUCUCUGCCCCAAAUGGUGGGACUAAGGGUGUGCUCCACCAAACCCACCCAAAUACUAGAAUAAUGCUCAACCGUGCCCAGCUUCAUCAGAUGUGGGACAGUGGAGGCAGAGCUAGUCCGACUUUCUUGUCGGCCUCCUUUCCCACGGAGUAACUGCUUCCCUCCUCACAAGGGAACACAAAAACCGAAAGACCCGGGCUUCUUUAAGAAGUUGUAUUUCAGCCGGGCAGUGGUGGCGCACGCCUUUAAUCCCAGCACUCGGGAGGCAGAGGCGGCGGAUCUCUGUGAGUUCGAGACCAGCCUGGUCUACAAGAGCUAGUUCCAGGACAGGCUCCAAAACCACAGAGAAACCCUGUCUCGAAAAAACAACAACAAAAAAGUUGCAUUUCCUUAAAUUCUCUUAAAUCCAUGAGGCCGACGUGGACAACAGGCGCUCUGGUAACUCUCUGUGGUCUCUGGGCCUCCUUUAACCACAUUUUCCCCUUGUGCUUAUUUGGGUCUCCCUGUUCAUGUUGCUUUCAUGCCGGAGUCUUGUUUACUGGGUAUCUGAUUUCCUUGCAAAGGUCAAGUUGGAAUUUGGGGCACAGCAGAGUGAAAAACAUUUCUGGCUUCUGAAGAAUUAGGAAUUUGAUUUUUGUUGGCUGAAGACAGUUUGCUUUGUGGCUGGCUGUCAUGAUCAUUGCUACAGCCCGGGACUUGGAGCGGGUCUCCCUUGCCCUGUUGAAGGGCAUGCUUCCUGCCCAGAGAGUAUCUGGUGUGGACCUAGAAGGCUUCUUCAGCCCUAUAAGGACUGAUAACAGGCUGGGGCAGGACACCAUGUGCUGAGGGACAAAUCUGGGAGGGGAGGGCAGCCUUGAAACUAGCCAGAGAAACCUAGUUUCAUCAUGUAGGUCCAGGAGAAUUCCCAAGGCAUUAGGUCAGCCUCUUCUGUUGUCCUUCCUGAGGUCCUCUGGAUGCCUGCCUUGUGCCCGGGGUCUAAGCUGGUCUUGGCAGUGGCACAGGCAGCCCGAUCUCCAUUGUGAAGCUGGGUCCCACCAGUGGGCUCUGAACUCAGAAGAGUAAGAAAUGUUUCCCCUGGGCCUGGCCCAGGCAUCCCAGCCCAUGUGGUGGUAAAAUGACUCUCUGGUAGAUGGGGUGUGUGGCAGGUGCAAGGUAGUGGGUGUCUGAGGAGG
This is a messenger RNA of Chionomys nivalis (European snow vole), 3912 nucleotides long. It is a transcript of the gene Ankrd39, whose product is annotated as ankyrin repeat domain 39. The transcript has 4 exons. Lineage: Eukaryota; Metazoa; Chordata; Mammalia; Rodentia; Cricetidae. Gene Ontology annotation, molecular function: protein binding. The record is from RefSeq and is a predicted model, not a curated record. The coding region runs from base 43 to 594 and encodes 183 amino acids.